CAAAAUGUUAAAGCUUAAUCCCAGCUCCUGCAUCUCUCUGUUAUCUUCUCGUUCCCACAUUCCCAUUUUUGCCUAAAAGGGCGAUUUUAAAACCCGAGAAAUUGAGAUUUUGGCGAAGUUUGUUGAACGGAUCCAGGGUUUUCACUUUCCCAUUCAAUUUACCAAUGCACAUUGGUUCUUGUGUUUUCUAGUUCCUUGUCAUAAUUUAUAUGCAUCAAAUCGUGUUUUUUUAUAUUAAUUCAGAAAAAUAAGCGAUCUUUAGGUUGAUUUUGCAUGGGAUUGUCUCAUGCUUAUUCAAAAUCCUGUUUUUGCAGAUUCAUUCUUUCAUUCUUUACUGAUAUGUUUAGAUUGAAGUUUCUUAUAACUCAAUUGUCCUGUAAUUUUUGUUGAAAAUAGAACAGAAAUUUUGCCUUUUUUUCUUUGUAAGUAAAGUGCAAUGGAGAAAAAAUUUAUCUCUAGAAAGGGUUAUGCUUCCCAGUGCCCUGGUUUGGAUUCAUUCGUCUUCUUCCGAUUUUAAUUGAUUUUCAUCGUGUUUGUCAGUUUGUGUGGCAAUAUGCAGAUUGACAUUUUAUGGAAAGAUGAAAUCUUUAUGUAAUUUACAGCUUUAUGUUGAACAGACUUUUAUAUGUGUUUCUUCCACUAGCACGUGGUUACAAGUAUUUCAAUCUGUCAACAAUUUAACUUCGCUUGAAAUGAUUCAUUUUGGAUUUCAGUGUCAUCCAUGCUGUACUGCUGCAAUGAGAUCUACAUUUAGGUCCUCUUACUUGUGCUAUCACUGCCGUCGUCUAAAAGUGAAUCUUCCAUGGAUUUUUAAGAUUUGAAUUGCAUUCGUAGAGAUUCUUUUGGUAAUUACGCGUGUGGUAAUACUUGAAUGGUCAAAAUAAUGGUUUUCUGAAAUUGCAGUCCUCAUAAUAAAUAAUGAUGGCUCCACUAUUUCAAAUUAUUCCCACCUGUAUGUAAACAAUGUCUUACUUGGUUGUAUAAAUUGCAUCAGAGCACUCUGUUGUUCCUGGUUUUCUUAAAAUGCAAGUCCUACUCGGGAAACUGUGAGCCCCGAUCAACAUAUUUUGGACAAUAAGAUGCUAUGGAAUCAUGAGCCUUAGUCAAAUUAUAAAUGCACAAGAAAUAUACUUCAAUGUCUUUAGUUCUUUUAUUGUUCUCUUUGUCUUUUUUGCCGCAAUAACUUUGUCGUUUACUAUGAUAUGGCUGCUGAACAAUGAUAUACUGAUAUUUCAAUUAUUGCAGUUGUUGAAUUGGCAACAGCAUAUAGACACUAAACCCUAAUCUUAUUUGAAACGAAAUCUUUCUGUUCUCUAUUCCAGUUUUUGCCUUUAUUUUGUAUUUUAGAGGACAAGUAACAAUACCCAUUUACAAAACUUGAUGACAAGCUAAAGGUCUCCAAGGAAAAUUCUUAUGUAUAUCAAAACAUAUCAAUUCAAUUAUAUAGCACACUACGAUAUCAAACAACUUACGGAGGAAACACAUGUAAGAAACAUUAGUUAAGUCAUUAUAGACUAUUGUGAAGAUGUGUUUUAGAACAUCAGCCUCUAGCGUGAAGGUAAACAAUUGUGUUAAUGUACACUGCAUAACUUUUAUGCACCUAUUUCUUUGAAAUUGUGAUUUUUAUUUCAAGGCCUGUUAAAUAAUUUUGGAAACAAAUACAGUUUAUGACCAAUUUUUCUUUACUUCUUUCAGAAUAUGGAGAGACAUCAUAUGAAUUAAUGGGUCGAGAUACAAGCUAUAUUUCUAUAUAAUGCUUAUUACACCAACAUGUUAAGUAUCAACAAUCAAUUCCAAUGAACUAAACAAGUUGUACGAGUAAUUCUGUAGGACAUCAUGAUCUUUCUAACACUAUGCAAUCAAUUACUGUUGAUUGAGCUGGAGGAAUAAAUGAAGUAAACGUAAAAACCAAACAUAACUAAACCAAUUUACCACGUCUAUGUGUUCUUUUAGGUUCUUUGGCUAUUCAUUUAUUUCACGCAUGCCAGUCUGGACGAGGCAAAAGCUCCAAAGUUGGUUUGAGUUAUUCACUGACAGUAAUUCUGCUUAUACAGGAUGUAAACGGUUUCAAUUUUAUUGUCAUACAGGCCUGGAUUGUUAUGAUUUCUGGAAAAGAUCAUGGUACAGUGCCUAGAAGGAGUGAAGCUUCUGCUUUCUGCAGUUAUGAACUUCUGUGAUUCUGAAACGUAUAAGCAACCUAAUUGCUUGGGACAUGCUGAAGCUCUUGCAAGGGAGACUGUAUUUAGUGUAAGUGAUAUAGAAGCACUGUAUGAAUUGUUUAAGAAGAUCAGCAGUGCAGUGAUUGAUGACGGACUCAUCAACAAGGAGGAGUUCCAGCUUGCACUUUUUAAGACAAACAAAAAGGAGAGCUUGUUUGCUGAUCGGGUGUUUGACUUGUUUGAUACAAAGCACAAUGGUCUAUUAGACUUUGACCAGUUUGCAUGCGCUCUCUCAGUUUUUCACCUAAAUGCUUUAAUUGACAAUAAGAUUGAUUGUAACAAUCAUCCUUUUAUUGUCAUUGUUUUUCCUUUUUCUCCAUAUUAUUAUGGUUUUACUUUUCUGUUUUCUGAAACAUUUUUUCUUGAAAGAUUUUCAUUCCAGUUAUAUGAACUCAAACAGCAAGGAUACAUUGGAAGACAGGAGGUAAAGCAAAUGGUAGUGGCCACACUUGCUGAAUCUGGCAUGAAUCUUUCGAAUGAUGUGAUAGAAUGCAUCAUUGAAAAGACCUUUGAGGAAGCUGACACUAAACAUGACGGGAAGAUUGACAAAGAAGAAUGGUGGAGCCUAGUAAUACAACAUCAAUCUCUCUUGAAGAACAUGAUCCUUAAAUACCUCAAAGACGUAACGACCACAUUCCUGAGCUUUGUAUUUUACUCACAAGUCGAUGAUACCUGAGUUCCGAGGCUUUCUCUGGUGAGACAACAUGGCAAUUCUGCGUGUAGACAUUUACAAGGAAAGCGCUGGCCUGAUCGGAUGCAGAGAGGCUGUGUCGAAUUCUUUAUUCCUUACCUUGUUGGCAAAUUUUUAGAUUGCAUAUUUUCCUGUUCAAAAUGUUGAACAUUGUGUGUGUGUGUGUGUGUGUGUAUAUAUGUUAGAUUUCUUGCUUGAGUGGAUGCUUCGGUUUGUUGUUA
Olea europaea var. sylvestris is the source of this 3131-nucleotide messenger RNA. RefSeq names its product calcineurin B-like protein 2. NCBI's taxonomy places the organism in Eukaryota, Viridiplantae, Streptophyta, Magnoliopsida, Lamiales, Oleaceae. Bases 2119 to 2895 code for a protein of 258 amino acids. The transcript is spliced from 9 exons. Gene Ontology annotation, biological process: calcium-mediated signaling. The record is from RefSeq and is a predicted model, not a curated record. Gene Ontology annotation, molecular function: kinase binding; calcium ion binding.